Molecule: messenger RNA, 9731 nt
Organism: Podarcis lilfordi (Lilford's wall lizard)
Lineage: Eukaryota; Metazoa; Chordata; Lepidosauria; Squamata; Lacertidae
Source: the annotation of a GenBank genome assembly
AGACAUCCUCCGCGCCGACUAUGCUUGCCAACCAAGCUCCGCGUGGGGUGGGGUGGAGGCAUAGGCGAUCGGUGGGGCACAGCCCACCCACUUCCACAGACACACGCCGCGUGGGCUGCCGCUCGGGCGUCCGGCUUGCAGGCGCUGUCCACUGCGGUGGUGCUGAAGCGUGCCAGAAGCCUCGCCACGGCCGCUGCAGCGCAUCGGACGAGCGGGCGGGUUGGCGGGCGGCCAGACUGAGUCGAGCCGGGCUAGGCUGGGCUGGGCUGGCGGCGUAAUCUCCGCGCUCCCCUCCCCCGCGAGCCAUUGCCAUUCGCCGCACGUCCCCGCCCGCCUCACUGUGCGCACUCCCUGCCUGCCUGCCUGCCUGCCUGCCUGCCUGCCUGCUCAGCUCUCUCGCUCGCUUGCUCGCUCGGCCUCGCCGUCGCCAUGGCCAGCACCUUCGCCCGCAUCGUCUCGGCCCGAAGAUCCGCCGGCCUCUUAGCCUUGGCGGGCGCAGCCGGCUCACUGGCCGCCGCUGGCUUCCUCCUCUCCCGGGACUCCGUGGGCGCCGCGGUGGCCAACCGGCGCCGCUACCCGGCUAGGUAUGGCUCCUCAGGCAGCCCUUGCACACACUCACACACGGAGAGAUGCCUUCAGGGAGCUGAGCGGUGGGGAAGGGAGGACGGGGACAUUCCGACGGGGAUGGCGCUGGGUCCGCUCGCGGUCAAGGGGCCGCGGGAAGAGCCAGGGCAGGGGGAGCCCCACACCAGCUCCCUCCCCAGUCACCUGCAAUAUGUAGGAAGAGGCGACAAACAGGGCGCCUCCCCACCCCACCUUUUCUCUAGCACUGCAGCAUUGAGGCAGUCUGGUUUAGUGGCUAGAGACUGGUGAUUUGAUCCGAGCAAGCCGUAGUCCGGACGCUCUGCCUGUCCGCCGUGAGCGAGCCAGAGGCGGGACUAUCCCUCGGUUCAGCGGUGGUCCUGAGCGAAUGCGAGCCUAACUGAGCCGCCGACCCGGGCUUGGUCUAAAUCCAGACGCGUGGUCUAUGGUUGUUCACUCCCAGGAGGAGGCCCAGAGCCCGAGAUUGCGGCAUUGGCGGGAGGAGGGGCUGGGGCGGGAAGAGCCAUAGAGGAAGAGCUGUCUCAAGGGGCUUGUUGGGCACAUCCCCUGAGGGCAAUGUGCUCUACACAUGCUCUGGAACACUCUCCCCUUCAUUGCCUCUGGCUGGGCUGCAGCGGGGCCGGUUCUGCUUGGUCCUCCUCCUUGCCGGACCGAAAGAACCCGGUCGAGCUUUCUCUAGCGCCCAGAGACAGCUUUGUCAUCCAGGGUCCCCCCUUUCGUCCCAGUCCUCAGCACCGAAAAAAUAGUGCCAGCCCCGCUCGGAAAUAUCUACCCCUCUGGGCAACACACCUCCGGGCUUGCUGCUCUUCCGCACAGGAGGCCGGAAAAGCUGCUCCUGCAAGCGGUGCGGUGGGGGAGGAGUGGCCCCAGGGACACCCUUCCCACAGGAGGACGCCGAGAUCUCAAUGUCACCAGCAGAAUGAGAGGAGCCUUUCGGCUGCUGCCUAUUACGUUUGCAGGAGACUAGUGCGCCGGUUGCUCGCUCCCACAGUGCUCCCGAGAAUUGGGCCUCCAGGGAGGAGAAUUGGGACUUCUCCGCAAUCGUCCCGACUGCUUCCCUUGCCCCCUAUAGGCCAGCCAAUGCACAGGCACCAAGGAGGAAAAAUACACCUGCUGAACUCCUGCCUGUCAUGCAGCUCUUUUCCCGGUCACUGCCAGGAAAAGAGGGCAUCCCGCACUGACUGCGAUGAGCUCGCGAAGAAGGAUCGGGCCACUCACAGCUGCGGGGGCUGCAGUGCGCCCCUCUGGGCUCAAGCGGGGCCUCCUUCAGCUCUCUAAGCCCGGGGGAGGGAAAUUUCCCUCGCUCAGCUGCUCCAGCCUCUCUCCCUCCCCGCCCCCUCGCAACUCCAGGGAAGGCCAGGAAAACCACAAAGCCCCUCUAAACUGGGAACGAGGUCAGGAGACGGCCGCUCUAAGCGGAUUAAGAGUCUUCUUAAUGCAAUAAAGUCCUCCGCGCGCCUCCUGCUCUGCUCACUGGUUGCUGCGGCUGCCUUUUGGGGUCAGGCCCUCUCAGCUGCUCCAGGUUGAGGUCCAGCAUCUACGCCCCAUCACCGGCAGGGGCUGUGGGUAGGCUCUGCGUGGGAGGUAAUAGCUGAAGCAGGGGCGCCAGGAGUGGAGAGCAGCCGAGCCUCCUGCAAGUUGGUUCCCAAACUGCCUCAACGCAGUUAAAAACGCAAAGCUCAGACAGGCUCCCACCAGAGAUGAAAUCCAUGACUAGAAACCAGAGCUAAACAAGAGAAACAUCGCAGCUUGUGCGGGGUGGAGUCCUGGAAGCCCAGAAGCAAGUGAUCUUCCCUCUCUCCCACCCUUCGCACUGAAGGGUGGUGGUGGGGACAAAGGGGGCAGGAAGGACCCACAACACAACAAGUCAGAUUUUUCCCCCUGUAUCAGGACUCAGCUGCGGUACAUGUGAAAUAAAUUAUAAUGUGAAAUACAUUAUAGAUACAUUGGUACAUCUGGGCACAUGCAGAGUGCAUUUCCUUGAAAAGAUGUAAAAGUGUGGCCACAAAAUUUCACUUACAGGAAAUUUCAGAGCAAAUGUGGAGGCUACUGUUCCUCCUCCUACAUUUAUAAAUGGCUCUCAGGCUGCCUCCUCCUAUAUAAGACCCUCUCAGAGGAAAGGGGAAGCCUGCAACAAAAGCCAAAGAAGCAAUGGGUGCCCCACUGCCUGCAGUGUGUUAAUUCUAUCCCACAUCCUGUCCCCUCCCCCCACCCCGGUGCAGUGCUGAGUACCCUGACCUGCGGAAGCACAACAACUGCAUGGCCAGCAACUUGACACCAACCAUCUACGCCCAGCUCUGUGACAAGGCCACCCCCACCGGUUGGACCCUGGACCAGUGCAUCCAGACCGGCGUGGACAACCCUGGGCACCCCUUCAUCAAGACUGUAGGCAUGGUAGCAGGGGAUGAGGAGUCUUAUGAGGUUAGUCCCCAAGCAGCCCUUCUCACCCACCCACCCACCUGGGCUCCCUUUAGCUUGCCAUUAACCCCACCCCCAUCCUUGUGGCUCUAGGUCUUUGCAGGUCUGUUCGACCCAGUGAUUGAGGAGCGCCACAACGGCUACAACCCCCGCACUAUGAAGCAUCCCACGGACUUGGACUCCAGUAAGGUAUGCGGCACCCUCAGCACCCCAGGAAGGAGACCUUGCCCAGGGGUCACUGCAAAGUCUCACUCAUAUGUAUAUGUAUAUCUGUGUGUGUGUGUGUGUGUAUACACGCACAUAUACAGUGGAACCUCAUUUUUCGAGCGUCUCAGAAGCUGAACGAUUUGGAACCCAAACACUGGAAACCUGGAAGCAAUUGCUUCUGUUUUCGAACACACCUCGCAAGUUGAACGGCUUCUGCUACGUGUUUUUCCAUUUUUUUCAAUGGAUUUUGCCGACCACCCAUUGAUCCUCGGUUUUUGAACGUUUCGGAAGUCAAAGGGUCUUCCGGAACAGAUUACAUUUGAAAACCAGGUACAUACCGUGUACAUACAUGCACACACACAGUGCUAUUUUUCUAGAAAAAGAAGUGCCGGAACUCACCAUAAAUGCCUCCCUUAUUCUCUUAGAAUUGCAGUUCCGGUUGAAAAAAAGCCCUCUAAGUGUGUGUAUGUUUUUCCAAGUUGCAUAAAACAGUGAAAAGCAAUCAGUAUAAAACACAAAACAACAUCAAAUUGAGGAAAGGCAACAUUAAAGCCCCAGUUAACCAUCAGCUCAGGACCAAAUGUUACCAAUUCGCUUCAAGAGGAAACCAAAAUUUUCAUUCUAGGAGGUGGGAAGAAGGCCAGGUUUCUCCCUGGGAAACUAGAAGAGACAGUUUACUCCUAUCAAAACUUGCCAAGAUCCCUUGGCUUGCCCCCUGCAUCCUGAUGGAGAUGGAUUAAGGAUUAAAUAUGUAAAUUAAGAUUUAAACCUCCUGUCCCACGUGUGUGGGAGAAAUGUGAAAGUAAACAGGCUGUAAAACCCUUUUAGCAGAGUAAGAAAACUUAUGCUUUUGCAGUUUACUGAAAGCUAGGAAUUGGGCAAUUGCAUCUGUUUUCUCUGUUUAUUUGUGGUCUGCUGACCUUUCCCCUCUUUGUCCUCAUUGCUACAAAUGAACCACACAUUUUAGUAAGAUAAACAUAAGGUUUACUUACAUUUCAAUGCAGGCAGCAAAUACAUCAAAGUUGUAUUCAGGUAAUAAAAAACCUUCUUAGUUAAAAAAAUUAGUUUUUAAUUGGAGUCUGGACUCACAUCUCUGACUUGAAAGAGAGGGUGAGCUCAGGCAGAAAGGAAGUACCGCAUCCAUCACUAUAAACAACAUCAAGCACCCUGGUGCUUAUCUGUUCAGUACAUAGAGGAAAUGAAGGCUUAACACUCUUCUCAGUGAUGCAACUUAUGCACUUUGCUGUGUUUGAGGCAUCCUGAGUUACCUUUACUCCUCUUGCAAGCUCCUUGCUCUGCAAAUCCAUAAUGGCUUUGAUGUCUCUGUGGCCAAAUCUUCUGUGACAAAGUUAUUUUCCUCUCCUUUCUGUACACUCCUCUCUCAGACGGCUAAUUUGUUAAAUUUUGUGCUACAUCCAUGAGAGUCGCAAAAGCAUCAAAUUUAGAUCCUAGUGAUCCCAAUAAAUAACAAACUUUCAAAUCACCCUCUGUCUUCAGACCAGCAAUCUCCAGUUUCUCAAAAAAUGGCAAGAAAUUGUGUUGCAUGGUUGCUACAGUCCCUCCUGGAUUCUAGCUUUAGUUUAAACAAGUCUCUCAUCCAUGUUCUAUGGGAAUAUUUACUUGUGUACCCAUAUACCAGUUCCAAAUUAUCAAUCCCUUGAGCUGCAGCAUCUCCUUAGCACGGACCAUCCAUGCAACUGAAAUGCUGUCCGUGAUUAUAGAUAUUGCCAAUUUAUUUUGCUGCUCCCAUGCUCUAAUUAAGGCUCUCUCUUCUGCAGUGGUGCCAGUAGGCUUCUGAUUUCCAAUGCAGUCCAGAACUCCUUUCAAGUCCAGCCAUAUCUCUAAACACUUCUUCCAGUGUAAGACAUUAUCCUGCUUGAGCUUGGGUAGUCUGGUGCCUUCUGCCUCAACUAAAUUCCCUCCUUCCAUUAAAACAAUUAAAAAUCAAUCUUAAAAUUUCCAAAUUUGAACAAAAUUAAAAUUCAGGAGCAAAAACAAAAAAUGCCAAAAUAAUCAAAACAAUAUAAAUCGAAACAAAAUAAUCAAAACAAGACCCCUGAGCUCCGAGAGGCAACAAAGGUCCUGUCCUUUAUAUCAUCCCCAUCCCACAUGUGUCACCCCCUGGUGAUUAACUGCCUUUUGCAUCCCGCUUCCUCGGGGUACACCUUCUCCCGCAGAUCAAGGCAGGCCACUUUGACGAGCGCUACGUGCUGUCCUCACGAGUGCGGACGGGCCGCAGCAUCCGGGGUCUCAGCUUGCCUCCAGCUUGCAGCCGGGCCGAGCGUCGAGAGGUGGAGAGGGUCACAGCAGAAGCCCUGGCUGGCCUGAGUGGAGACCUGGCUGGCAAAUAUUACCGCCUCAGUGAGAUGACAGACAAGGAGCAGCAGCAGCUCAUUGAUGUGAGUGGUGGGGAAGCCCAGUGGCCAGGGGUGGGGUGCAUUUGUGGGUUGGUGGGUGUGCACGAGGGCUGAGCGAUAUAUCAAUGUAUCAUCCAAAACCAGUUUGCAGUCCAUAUUGUGGUUAUCGGUUUCAUAAUUUUUGACCUGGCAAUAUAUUGUAAAUCAUGGUAUGUGUGUCUGCACUAUGCAAAAAUCACGAUGCAGGGAAAACCGUGACACCAGCCAAUGUCUCUACAUUGUUCCAUCCUUAUUUCAGACAUCAUGAUAUAUCCGCAUAUUGUGGUUUAGCUGGCGAUAUAUCACCAUGUCGAAAACCAGAUUUUGCCCAGCCCUAGUGUAAAAGGGGGACAUUGGAGCACCCCACAACUGCCUAACCUUGACUUCCAUAGGUUCAGGUCGGGGUCACAAGCAAGAGACUUCAGCCAGGAGAUAGAAGCAAAACAGCGGCCAGUAGGCCUGAUCUUUAUUGUUUCAACAAGACUUCAAAUUGCCACAUAGAAGAAGCAGAGAGAAGCCCCGAACAAAGGAUGGCUCCUUUUUUAAUAAGUUUCCCAAAUUACCCAUAACACCAUUAGUAAAAUAUAAUACAUCAUAAAUAUGUCAUAAAUUGGGAAGGGUCUCCUGGCCGAAACCUGAGCACCAGGCUUGUCUGUCCCUCACAUGACCUCCAUCUUCCAAUUUUUAGGUGAAACAAAGGUAAGUAUUUACAUUUUCCCAGCCAAGUUAAGCACACCCAUUGUCUUGACCGAGAGCCCAAUCCACUGAGGUUGGGUUUGUGAUUGUUCUUGGAAUGACUUGUCCGGCACUCAGGUGCCAGGAUGCCAGAGAUUAUCACCCCCCAGGCAGUGGGGCUGCUGAGUGCGUGGUCUCAUGCUUCAGGGAUUAUAGCUGCCCCUACCUAUGUCCCAAGCUCCUCUCCUGUUAGCCAUUUUCUUUCUGAGUAGAACAACAUUGGAAUGGUGUAUAUCCAUCACACAUGAAUUUCUGAAGUUUUCCCAUUGAGCCAGGACAUAGAUCCAUUUUUCAGUGAAUUUGGUAAUGGAGGCUCGUUGUCUUUGCCUUUGGCUUGUGGUGGGGGGGAAGGUCUCUCUCUCUCACACACACACACCCUUCCAAUUUUCUGGCAACACUAGAGUGCACAAUCAGGGCUUGCUUGUGUGUGGACUGUCACCCAAGCUCUUCUUAGUGGGCAGGACUGGGCUGGGCAGCCCAUAGGCAGCCUGGCCUUAGACUGCUUUCCCUUCUUGCUGGGAGCCUGUUACUGCCUCUUUUGGUGUAGCAUGGCAAGGCAUGCCAUUCAUUUCAUGUAGGACUAUUGAUGGCUAUACUCUGCCUCCACAGUUGGAGGCAGACAUGCUUUUGAAGACCAGCUGCUGGAAACCACAGGAGGGGAGAGUUGCUCUUGUGCUCGAAUCCUGCUUGCAGGUUUCCCAUAGGCAUCUGAGUAGCCACUGUGAGAGCAAGAUGCUGGACUAGAUGGGCCUGAUAGAGCAGACUCUUCUGAUGUUCUUGUUUCCCCUGGGACUGGAACUGCUGCUGUGCUGAUUGCCUCCCUCUCUAGUCAGCGGCAGCUGCACCCUCACAUCCCCCUUCAGGUGUCCUCAGGAGAACAUCCCUAGGCACUGCCCCACAUCUCAGGUUGACCCUGGCCAUAAUUCCUAGUUCCUGCCUGCCCAGUUGGGUGGGUCCCAGCCAAAACCCCAGCUCAUCAUCACCUCUUCUCCUUCCCAGGAUCACUUCCUAUUUGACAAACCUGUCUCCCCUCUGCUGACAGCUGCAGGCAUGGCUCGUGACUGGCCUGAUGCCCGAGGAAUCUGGUAUGGCUUCUGGCUUCUUCUUCUGGUAUGGUACAGAGUGGGUGGACAGGCAGCCAUAGACCCUCUUGAGAGGCAGGCACUCCCCGCCCAGUCACUCAGAACAAUGGCUCUGUCCCCAUCAGCUGAUAUGAAACUGAAAUGCUCCCCCUUUAAUCUUUUAGAAAUGAAAUGAAACACAGGGGUCAGAGGGGGAGUGCCUGCCUCUCAAAAGGGUCUGUUGAAGGGGGGCCCUUCUUCCGCAUAUUCACCUGCUGACCUGGAGAGAGAUGGCCUUGGAGAGGAAGGCUGCAUCUCAAGCAGGAAGAGGGUCACUCCGGAAGCCCAGACUUAUGAAGGGCAAAGCAAGAGCUUAGAAUCAUAGAGUUGGAAGGAUCCCCAAGCAUCAUCUGGUUCAAACCCCUACUUGGCACAGGUUGGGGAGACAUGUCCAGUCAGGGCCAGGCCAAGAACUUUUGGUACAUAAGGUAGACCCCCAAAUGGCAUCCACCUCCCCACUAGGGUAGAAGGUGAGGUGGAAGAUCUACAUCAGGAUCUGCUGCCCCGAUGAAUCGCCAUCUGAGGCAGUUGCCUCAUUUUGCCUCAUGGGUGGGCUGGCCCCACUGGCGGAGGAAGGGGUGUGUGGUGGGUGCGGUCUACCCCAGGUGUCAUCCCUGAGGGAGGUGACAUUGCCGCGUCGCGCCCCUGGGACGCUUGCUGCGGGUGGCGCCCCUCCCCCCAGGACACUAGCCCCACCCCAGUGGGCGGCUAGCUCUGCCCCUAGGUGCACAACAUGUGCGCCGCCCCGGGUAUCAGAGCAGCCAGCUCCGCCUCUGGCCAGCCCUGAUUCCAAUCAUGCCCAGGCAGUGCCUAGCACAUUCCCACCCCACCCCAGUAAGUGCCAAUCUCUCUCUUCAGGCACAAUCACGAGAAAACCUUCCUGGUCUGGGUCAAUGAGGAGGACCACACCCGUGUCAUUUCCAUGGAGAAAGGAGGCAACAUGAAGAGAGUAUUUGAGAGGUUCUGCCGGGGAUUGAAGGAGGUGAGCAGCAAGUCCUCUGGCCCCACAGCCCCACCAGGUUCAGCUGAACAUGGUGGCAGCAUCCUGAUUAGUAAAGCUCAGGCCACCAUGGAUCUGGUCCUGGGCCACAUCGCAAGGCAGGGGGAAGGCUCUGCUCUAAGAGUUGAGCUGGAGGGUUGAGCCAGAGAAGGGGCCCAGUCUCAUGGGGUGCUGUCCUUGACUUCUGCCUACUUCCCCUGCAUACAGGUGGAGCGCCUGAUCCAGGAGAGGGGCUGGGAGUUCAUGUGGAACGAGAGGCUGGGCUACAUUCUGACGUGCCCCUCCAACCUGGGCACUGGACUGCGUGCUGGGGUGCACAUCAAGCUGCCGCUGCUGAGCAAGGUAAAGGCUGGGGCGUGGGUGGAGGGGUCCUACGCAGCAUGAUGCCCCCAACUGUUCCCUCCCCCCAGGAUGUUUGAAACUCCGAGCAGGACACUCCCUUUCAGGUAUCUAGUCCUCACCGUAGACUGCCCCCAGUAGCCUCAAGCUAACGCUUCCCCACCCCACAGUCACAGUUCUGUAAACCCCAAAUACUUUGCCGCACUGACUUCUACCCGCAACCUCCUCUGCAGGAUAGCCGCUUCUCAAAGAUCCUGGAGAACCUGAGGCUGCAGAAACGUGGCACUGGUGGUGUGGACACAGCCGCCACGGGGGGCACCUUUGACAUUUCCAACCUGGAUCGCCUGGGCAAAUCAGAGGUACCUGGGGAGGAGAGUCAGCCUUGCUGGGUGCAAAGCGUGCAUUUGCGUGUGGAGAGUAUGACACUCGAGCAUCCUUGCCAUCCUGGGUGGAGGGAGGGGAGCAUGAAGCGGGACGUCCACGUGGCAAGGGAGGCUGCAAGGAAGGUCCUCAUUCCCUUUGCGGCUUGCUGGGGGAGGAGAAGGAACUCGGUGGAGCAACAGGCCUGAGCAGUGACAUGGAUGUGGGGUGGCAGCAACAACCAGUGCCUCAAAGGACCAUGGUGGGUCUCAUUUGAGCUGCCCUCUCCAGCUUGGCUUGUUCUGUUCCUGCCCCUACCAGGUGGAGCUGGUGCAGCUAGUGAUUGAUGGUGUCAACUACCUGAUUGACUGCGAACGGCGCCUGGAGCGGGGCCAGGACAUCCGCAUCCCUUCGCCUGUGGCCCAGUUCCGCAGCUGAGCCCAGUCCAGCCCAGGGCUCUUUGCAGACACCAGUGGGCAGAAGUCCUGUGUGGGCAGGAGGCACACGAUGCACUGCACCAAACCCCAUAAAACUCUGGCUGCUGUAACAUUC